GGAUUUAGAGGAUUAAGGUGAGUCAGGAUUGCAAAACCCCUGGCGGAUAGUCGACCCACCCUGCCAGAUUCAGUCGCGUGGAUUAAUGUUUUAGAAAAGGCAAACACCAGGACCAGGUUCAGUUUGGGACAUGGGUGAGACAGCUGGAAGAGAGCAUGGGACUGUUACAAGAUCAGCUGAGUACAUUGGCUCGUUUCCUGUGGAUGACAGUUGUUUGGAUGAUCAGAUUCAACAGCUGCACACUCAGCUGAAAUCUCUCAAGAACUGCAAGAGCAAGCGAACCGUGUCUUUGAGAUUUUCUGUCAAAGGAGUCAAAGUUUAUGAUGAAGAUGAGACGACUCUGCUCAUGGCUCAUGCGAUGUGUCGAGUCUCGCUGUCCACCGCCCGUCCAUCUGAUGCCCAGUUUGCCUUUGCCUCCCAUAAUCCUGGAAAUUCUGAUGCCCAGCUCUAUUGCCACCUCUUCAGAGCCAGACAUGCCCGUGCUGCCCAGUUCCUAAACCUGCUGCUCUGCCGCUGUUUUCAACUGUAUUUUCUGGAGAAGCACCCAGAGGAAGCUCAGGAGGAGUGUUCAGGGAAAAAGCCAAGUCGAGCUCCAUCGUUGCUGAACCAAGGGUUUCCCCUCAGUGUGAGCGCCUUGGUUUCUUUCCGCAGGGCCCCAACUCAAGGCCUGCUGCCAGGGGCUAAGUUGUUUUCACAGCAGAGCACCGAGCAAGUGAGCAGUCCUGAAGAGGGCCCUACUUCCUCUCCAACUAUAGUUCGUAAAAUGGCGAUCCGGACCAAAGAGCUGCGCUCUGGAGCUUAUCGCUCUUUUACAUUUACCCCCCUCAAACAGCGCCAUCUGCAGGACAAACUGAGUGCACCACAAGAAAAGGAACAAGCCACUGCAAAGGCAUGCAUGUCUCGAGCUCCCAGUUUGGCCGAAACAGAAGAAGCACUGGCUCAAGCUGUGUGGUGUUGGGCUGGCGUGUCUAGCGACUGUAGCUCCUCACUGCUGGCAGAUGAUGUUUUGGGUGCUUUCCUCCUCUGUCCUCAUCCCAAAAAGCCCAACCGUGGGUCUCUCAUCGUUCGUUUUUCCUCAGGACUUGUAACUUAUGCUAUUAAGAAUUCCAAAGGGAAGUUCCGGCUUGAGAAGUGCCACGCUGACUUUGAAAGCCUUGCCGCUUUGAUGGAGCACUACACAGAGUUCGGUGAUGAGCUGGAAUGUUCUCUGAGCUGCGCACGCGUCAACCACUGUUACGACUGGGAGGAGAUGGUGAAUAAGAGUUCACGUUCACUGCAGGACAACAAGAAAGGCACUUUUAAAAGCCGAAGUUGGGUUUGAAUCAUGUCUUUUUUAUAUAUCUAUAUAUAUAUAUAUAAUCAUUUUUAAACUAUUUUUAUGCUAUAUUUUAUUUAGUUUUAACUACUUUUGGAGCUGCUGAUUUUAAUAAGCUUCCUAAACAGCAGUAUCUCAGGUCACUGGCACAGUUUUUGAUAUAUUUAUUUAUACAUAUAUACUUUUUUUUUUUUAAUGAACACGUUUGUUUUUGCCUGUUGGCAGUAACCUCAACCCAAACUCUAAAACACUUACUAUUAUUGGUGUGUUUUGGGUUUUUUUUUGUUAGGUUUUUUUGGUUGAAAGUUCUUUUAUAGGGAAACAAGCACUAAUGUUUUUCAUGUGAGUGUGAUUUAAAUGUGUACUCAACAUUUGUAAAGAGUGCAUACUAUAUAUAUAUUUGUUUUACUAACCCUGUAUUAUGUCUUUAAAAUCAUGUUUUUGUAUGUUUAUAUUGCAUUAGGCUCUUUUUCUCUCUUGGUUUUAUGAUGGCAGUCGUUUAAGAGAGAAUAUUUAGUGAUAACUUCAAACCCUAAAUGCGUCCAUUACCAAGUUAUUAUCUUUUUUUUUUCUUGUACUACCUUAAUGUUUUUGUAUCUCUUGCACAUUGCGCCUCUCAAAUGCACACAGUUUCUAUUGUUAGCUUUGCACCAAUGUAAAUGAAGUGAAUUGCCUCCUUUACAUAAACUGAUUUUACACAUAA
Messenger RNA from Danio aesculapii, 2018 nucleotides. RefSeq names its product SH2 domain containing 5 (gene sh2d5). NCBI's taxonomy places the organism in Eukaryota, Metazoa, Chordata, Actinopteri, Cypriniformes, Danionidae. Gene Ontology annotation, cellular component: postsynaptic density. The transcript has 10 exons. The record is from RefSeq and is a predicted model, not a curated record. The coding region runs from base 131 to 1321 and encodes 396 amino acids.